AUGGGCAUUCGCUUGCCUGCUGCUCUUUGUGGCGGGCAGGUUGGGGACCCCGAUUGCAAGUGUGCCCACGCGUCUCUGCGCUCUGCUCGGCAGGACCUUUCAGGACCCGCGCUUCCUGUAUCUCGCAACCUGGCUGGGCAUCGCCUGCAGCCUCGUGUACCUGGGAUCAGGCAACCUGUGGGCAGCGGCGCUGGUUCACUGGAUACCCGUCUGCGUCUGGCUGAUCUUCCUUGGAGGAGAUGCCAGGCAAGAUGCAAUACGAUGCAUGUGCCGCAGCCACAUGCAGACACGUCCAUGUGCCUCGGACCUCUGCGCACCACAUCUCUGCGCUAUUGCCGUGAGGCUUCGCGGAGUGGGUGA
Molecule: messenger RNA, 360 nt
Organism: Symbiodinium sp. CCMP2456
Lineage: Eukaryota; Dinophyceae; Suessiales; Symbiodiniaceae
Source: the annotation of a GenBank genome assembly